GGGAUCGCGUUUCAUCUUCAAGGUUUGGCCGCGAAGCAUCUCCACGAUCGGCCGGCUCGAGAUACGUUUUGAGGCUCAGCGUUCUCAAGAUCGACAGACAAGAAAUCGUUGAUGAUGACGCUGCGGCCAAGGCCGUCUGACGCUCAUCUGCGCCCAGUUCUGCACGUUCUAUGGAUGGUCUCCAAACUUAUUUCGUAUUGAAUCGGCUCCUCAUGGCGAACUUUGCAUAGUUUGUUAGUUAAGCUCUCCCUUGAACCUUCCGAGGAAAAUGUUCUUCUUACGGCGUAGACUUCCCAUCGUGUCUGAGACAAGUCCAACCGCCUUUUUCCUCCGCAGUCCGCCCCCGAAUGACGCAGCAUUCGGAUGGACAAACGAGGUAUUCCGCUCAUACUUAUCUCCCGUCCACGAAAAAUCAGGAGCAGAAAGUUACUUGGGCGAGAUCGGCGAAUCAAGAGUGAUGAUAACCUUGAUUUACAUAUGUCCUUGCUAUCUGGAGCACCCUCCUGCAUCCCCUUUGUCCUCUUUACCCCUUGUUCUAUCUCUUCCUUGGGUUGUUUGCAGAUGGCUUUAGACCCUUAGUUUCAACGCUGCGGAAAUCCUCGCUGUUUCCUCUCCCUCUUUUCUUCUCCGCAAAAACUCGAGGCUUCCUUUUUGUCUAGAGUCUGACGCUAUGGCUCGGUCUUGUAGCCCUCUUUUUAUCACAUUCGCUAUUGCAUGUGUCAUUCUUUUUGCAGCAUUUAAUUCUGAUAAUGGGGCAUCACUCAAGAAGGCUGCUAGUUCUUUGAGCAAGCAGAGCGCCUUCAAUGGUGACUUGGUUGCCAAACUUGGACUAUAUGAGCGGUUAUGGAAAGAGAAUAUCAACGGUCGGAAGAAGAUGAAGGCCUUCUUUGAUAAUAAUAAGGGAAAGGAUCGGAAAUUCCCGAAGGGAUACUCUGCCCCAUAUACACUUUAUGAUUUUGUCUACCCAGCUUUUAAUUGCCCUUACGAACUCGAACGUGUUGGUAGAGAAGGCGAUGGCGGAAAGUGGGUUUGCGGCAUGAGCCGAUACGAAGCAAAUAAGAAUAGACCCUGCAUCGUCUAUUCCUUCGGCGUGAACGAUGAUUCUGCUUUUGAGGAUGCCGUCCUGCGUCGUACCAACUGUGAGAUAUGGGGAUACGACUUCUCAGUCGGCUCGUGGGCAAAGAACCUUGAUCAGUCAAAUGCCUCCCGCGCUCAUUUCCUUCAGGCUGGAAUCAGCAAUGUGACUGACACGGACCGUUCUCCGCCAUUUUAUUCCGUGAAGGACUUGAUGAAAAUGAAUGGUCACAAUUACAUUGACAUUAUGAAAAUGGACAUCGAGGGAUCAGAAUUCGGUGCCCUCACUUCAUUUUUGACCGAUUUCCAGGAUCAGGACCUCCCACUCGGACAGCUUCUGGUCGAGACACAUGUGUGGGAAGCCACGCCCCAGACCAAUUACUUGCUUCCACGGAGUCUUUCGGAAUGGAUUGGAUUUUGGGAACAUUUGGAGUCAAGAGGACUCAGGGAGGUUUCGGUUGAGCCGAAUCUGCUUGGCAACACUUGGUAUGGGAGCCCGGUGUUUGCUGAGGUUACCUUGAUCAAUAUCUUCGACAAGAAGAGUUUGCUUGUGAAUUAAGCAUGAGGCGAUUUGUCGUCGCUUUUUCGGUUCCUGGGUGUUUGAAGACAUAAACGGCGUCGGUUCAGGUUUCAUGUUGGGCCUCAGGUUCAGUCGCCCAUCUGGCAUUGGAUGUAUCCGUCGGACAUCUAUCUAGGAAUGUUCCUCAACAGAUUACAUCCAUACCAUCGCGAGAUGUGUCUCUGAGCAGCCCAGCCGUCGUGCUCCAGACUUAAACCCAACUCUUCAGACGAGGAUUCGUCGCCCUUUGAUUUUGUACGCAGAUAUAAAUGUUAGUCGGAGUAUUUCGAAGUAAAUCAAAGUUUAAUUUGUUCCCAAACACCACCACCCCCUGAAGAAGAAGAAGAGCAUAUAGCUGCGUUGAAUGGCAACAAUGAGACUAACCUCACUUUUCC
Molecule: messenger RNA, 2028 nt
Organism: Coccidioides immitis RS
Lineage: Eukaryota; Fungi; Ascomycota; Eurotiomycetes; Onygenales; Onygenaceae
Exons: 4
Coding region: 671-1633 (320 amino acids)
Source: RefSeq, a predicted model, not a curated record